UUUUCAUUCUGUUUGGAUCUUUAAUUGGUGUUAAUUUAAUUUCACCUUUUUGAUUAACUUUUCUUUCUUUUUUAAUUUAAUUAUCUUUUCCACCAUUUAUGCUUUUCACUGACAAAAUUAAUUUCUAUUUAUAAGGUAUUAUAAUUUUGAUAAUUGGAAUUCUGGUAAUUAUGUCAACCUCAACAACGCCCUUGACACCACAAGCAACACCAACAACGGGUGAAGGUUCAUCAUCAUCAACCCAAACUCCAAGUAAACCAAGUGUAUUCACUUGUGAUGAAUGUAAAAAACGUUUCUUUGAAUCAUUUUUGAAAACCAAUUUUGAUUAUAAUGUUUGUAAUAUAUGCAGAGAUCCAAAGGAUAAACACAGUUUGAUAACCAGGACUGAGGCGAAAAAUGAAUAUCUUCUUAAAGAUUGUGAUCUCGAUCAACGGGAACCUCCAUUACGAUUUAUUGCUAAAAAGAAUCCCAAUCCUUUGGCUCGAUCUGAUAUGAAACUCUAUUUACACAUUCAGGUCGAGGAAAGAGCACUCGAAGUGUGGGGAACUGAGGAAAUCUUAAUUGCAGAGAAGGAGAAACGUACCGUUAAAAGAAAAGAAAGACAAAAGAAAGACUAUGAUAAAAAGAUGAAAACUCUUAGAAUGGCAGUGAGAAGUAGUUUAUAUAAGAAAAAAUCAUCGACUCAUGUCCAUGAGUACGGGGAAGAAAAGUACAAUAAGUCGGAUGACACUUUCGAAAAGAGUUGCAAGACUUGUGGUCACGUUUUAACGUACGAAAAGAUGUAAUCAAUUACCAAUAUGGAAUCAAUUUGGCCCAACCAAUGUUUCGAUUUUCAGAUCAAAAUUAUUCGCUCUUUCAUUGAUCCAAACGAAAACUGCUUCAUCUACCUCAAUCCACAAAAGAUUCUAACAAUUGAGUGAUUUCAAUUCAGUUAUUGAUUCAACCAUCCCAUGUAUCUUCAGUUGGUGGACUGGAUUCUUCGAUGUUUCAUUGGGAGUUUAUAUUGAAAAGUCGUAUAUUUAUCAUGAGAAAUCUAUUAAUCUCCUGUUGCUAAUGAGAAAUCCAUCAUUAAUUGUUGAUUAUAACUCUUUUUACAUUUACAUAAGAAACAAACUUAUCAUUUUGUUUCAAAGUUUUUAUCGAAAACCUUUUGGGUUAAUCCAUUUUAUUUGUAUGAAUUGACUUAUGUAACUAUGGAUUGAAAAUAUUUUCAUUUAUAUAAAUCACAUAUUGAAAUAAAAGAUGAAAAAUUAGUGAGAACAAUUAAUUUAAUAUAU
This is a messenger RNA of Panonychus citri (citrus red mite), 1277 nucleotides long. It is a transcript of the gene Xpac, whose product is annotated as DNA repair protein complementing XP-A cells homolog. Gene Ontology annotation, biological process: nucleotide-excision repair involved in interstrand cross-link repair; UV-damage excision repair; nucleotide-excision repair, DNA damage recognition. The transcript has 4 exons. Gene Ontology annotation, molecular function: damaged DNA binding. The record is from RefSeq and is a predicted model, not a curated record. The coding region runs from base 171 to 785 and encodes 204 amino acids. Gene Ontology annotation, cellular component: nucleotide-excision repair factor 1 complex. NCBI's taxonomy places the organism in Eukaryota, Metazoa, Arthropoda, Arachnida, Trombidiformes, Tetranychidae.